AUUUGUGGAUUUCUUCUUAUGCCUAGUUGGAUCACAUCUAGUUCUUUUAACGACAGUAUUGUGUGAAGAUAAUUAAAUAAUAAUUUGUGAGUUGUUAUUUAUUAUACAUACGCUAAGUGGAGGAUACUUUGAUUUAUUGUGAGUAGAAUAAUUGUGAAAUAUCAAUCUGCCAGCGUAAUCACACGUUAUCAAUAUGUGUAUGCAUGAAUACAGACGCACUUGAAAUUUGUAACCUAAUCUGUGAAUGGUUAUCUGUUGUGCAAGUGAACCUUUUUCUCUACAGUGGAUUUAUUUCAUUUAUUAUUAUUAGUAUUACUACUACUACUACUGCCAGUACAAGUCAUUAUUGUAGUACACUAAUUCACUGGAUUUCUCAUUUACAUCCUAUGCACUGCAACAAUUAAUCCCGUGGAUAUAUUACUAUCAUCAUUAUCAUCGUAUAAAUGUUUACAUCAUAAAGUUUUGCUUGUACACAUUCUCAAUAAGGGAACAUCAUUUCUGACAGUUCUAUUAACCGACGAUUUCUUCAUUAUUUUGUUUAGUGGAAAUACAAUAGCAAAAAUAAAGUAUGAAGGUGAAAAAUAAACGCCCCUAUAACAGAUCAGAAACGUGUACACGUAGUAGUAGCAGUAGUACAAGUGGUGGUACUAAUAACAAUUCAACACCAUUCCUACCUGAGAAAAUUACUGAACAACUUGAUAAUUUAGAUAGUAGUUACACGAUAACUAAUAAUCCAUCAAGCAGUAACAAUCGUAAACGUUCAUGUGAUCCAACACCGAAAAGCACUAAAACUCGUCACAAAUCGAAUAAACACACAAAUCCCUCCUCCACCAAUAGUACUACUAAUAACAGUAUUGGAAGUAGUAUGUCGCAUGCAAGUGGCAGUACAUCGUUGAAAAUUACUCAUCGUGUUGGUCGUGCACAUCUAUCAUCUGUGAAUACAAAUGUUAACAAUGUCAAUAAUAAUAAUAACCAUACUAAUUCCAAGUCAAGUUGUUGUUCAUCGAAUAAUUGCUCUUCUUCGUCGACAUCAUCCAUUCUCUCUGGUGGAACUAGUGAACCAGUGGAUCCAUAUGAAUUUGCUGUAAAAAGUGAUGAGACAAACAGUCAGUGUGGGUUGAAUGAAAGCUUGUUACCGAUAAAACGAUUGAAAUUAGAAAGAAACGAUGAUCGUUGCCUGAUUACAGAUUCUGCACGUAGUAGUCCAAUGUUGCAUACAACAAGUAAUCGUCUUGAAAAUUCCUUUAAUCAUUCCAGUCCUGGAGCUAAUUCUUCACCACUUGUCCAAUCAUGUACACGUCCAUUAUCUGUAUUCACAGAUUUCUCGUAUUCAAACAAUACUACUAAUAAUAACAGUAGUAAUGGAAGCAGUGGUAUAACACGUAACAAACCGGAUAUUACUGAGAAUUGUAAUAAUAAUAAUACUCGUACACCUAUGACUGUGACAACAGUUCCAUCUACAUCACCCCACCAUUAUCAUUCAAUUACCGAAAUGAAUUCAAAUUUGCUGCUGACAGCAAACACUAAGUCAUUAUUGCAUACAGGACAAAAAUUGCCUGACAGUAGAGCAGAAACACCGCCGACAGUACCAGCAUAUGAUUCUUCAUCCGGUGCUACCUUGACUGCUGCUACUGCUACUCCAAACACUACUCCUGGAGGUACUGUUAGUGAUAACAAUGAUAUUGCGCACAACAAUGCAUACAGCCGUUCUUUUCCAUUUAAUUCUGCAUCAAGUAACUUUGAAAAACCUUAUCGAUCCGAAGCACCACAAUUCUGGAUUACUACAACGUCACCACUGUUAUCAACAGCGACAAAUACACCAACAACAGCGGGGAUGUUAGCAGCUCCGACAUCGUAUUCAUCAUUGUUAGUAUCAUCACAACCAAUGUCAAGUUGUUUAUCUUCAUCGCCACCAUUUACGUCAGAUGCCACGUCAGUAGCAUCAGUAGCGGCAGCACCUAUACCUCCAUUGCAAUCCUCUUCGGUAAUAUCCAUUGCUCCGACAUUAUCAUCAGUACCAUCUAGUCAAUAUUGUACAUCAUCAUUUAACGCUUGUCCACCAGUGAAACCUGAACGACGAUGUACUGGUGUAAAUACUCUUCUUGAUAACUGUAAGGCUACACUAACAGAACCAGACCUGUUGGGACCAUGUGAACCAGGAACUACAAUAUGUCUAAAUGGAAUUGUUUGGUUAGAAACAACUACCGGAGUUUUAGUAGUCAAUGUGACAUGGAGAGGUCGAACGUAUAUCGGUACACUGCUGGAUGCAACACAACAUGAUUUUGCACCUCCAUGUCCACGAGAUUAUGUACCGCCUUUCAAAUCUUCAAUCAGAUCUAGCAAUCGCACAAAACGUCGAACAGGUGUUGGAUCGAAUUACAAGUCAAAUUUAGGAAGUCAUAUGGCUGAGUGUAGUUGGAAGUCUGGAUCGUCAUCGUCAUCGGCAGUAGCAAGACAUCGGCUACGUGGUCGAGCUUCCAAUUCACUAGCAGUUAUGCCUGAGACAAUUUCAACCACUCGACCAAAUACACAACAACAAAUGAUAAAUUUAACAAAAACUGACACCAGUAAAGAGACAACUGGAGACUCUGUAUCCGGUGAUACAGAUCUGAUCCAGUGUCUUCCUCAAAGAUCUGAUGAAGAAAUUUCGCGUAACUCUAAUCGAAAUACAAAACUUCACAAAAGUCGUAAACUUUUCCGAGGAAGUAGCACAUCAUCAAGUGAUUGUCCAUCUGAAGUACUACCAGAUCUUGAAAAGUCUUCUGAAUUAGGAGAUGUUCCAUGUAAAUCAGGCAGCACAUCUGAUCAAGUAAUGAUGGAUUCACAAAGACCUGAUCAUUCCCGACCACAGACACCACUGUGCUCAAACAGUGCCAACAACAGUUGUAAUAACAAUAGUAAUCCACAAUAUUCUGAAGAGAACUCUACAAGCGAUGAAUUACACGACACCUUUCCAAUAUGCUGUCCAAUUGAUGGUUGUAAAAAACGCUUCUCUCAUGUGCUAGCCUUACGUUUUCAUCUGAAUCAUACACCUCAUGAUAAUCUACCUGGUGGAAAUAAGAAACGUGCCUCCAAUGUUGAUUCCAAUCAAGACUUUGAUAAUUGUAUACAGAAGAAUUGUGAUUCAAUUCAGAUGAAAUCUCCUCCGAGUAUUUCACCAUUGUGUCCUUCUAGUCCUGGUUCACCGGUUGCACAUACAAUAACAUCUUCAUCAGAUAAUAAACAAUCACUACAACCAUCGUUGAAUAAUGAGUCACUUGCACACCCGACUCCACAAUCACAGCCGCAACAGCCAGAGCAACAAAGUCGUCAGUAUGAUGAACACCACCACGAUAGUCAUUCUAAUCCUCGUUAUCACCGACAAUGUGAAUAUGAACAAGAAAGAACUUCUAUCCAACCAUCGAACAUGUUCAAUCAUAAUUACAAGCUAUUGGAUGAUACUAAUGAGCAUAAAUUUAUGGAUACAAAUCUACCUAGAGACUUAACAACCGGUAUUAACAAUAAUGAUAAUAGUAAUAAUGAUAAUAAUAAUAAUGGUAAUAAUACUAACAAAAGUUUAGGCCAUUCAAUUAGUGGACAGAUCAGUGAAAUCAAUAAAUAUCCUUCCAGUAAAAAGCGUUUAUCUACUUCAGUGUUAUGCACUAAUAAUCCCUUUAUGAAUGAGAUCAAUUCCACAGGGAGUAAUGUUCGUACGGUUACAGCACAUACAGUCUCAGUACCACAUGGUUCUUUGGAGUGUGGAAACAAUUCAAAUUUACGACCUAAUAACAACAGCACCAAUAAUAAUAAUAAUAAUAAUAGUAAUAAUAAUAAUCAAUCAUCUUUCUCCUCUAAGCGAAGUUUGUCAUCAAAUCCACGUGAUUUGAGUAAGCAUAAGUCGUCUCAUCAAUCAUCCAGUAAAAGUUCUAAUCAAAAUACGAAGACAGAUAGUACUAUGACGAUGAUGAUGAUGCCGACUACGAAUUAUUCACGUUAUUCCGGUCUUCCUGGUAGUCGUGUACACGAGCACAACAAUAGUAAGGAGGUUAAUGAUUCUAUGAGUUUACCGAUGUGUCACGUAGCCCCGAAUAUAGCUAGUUCUUCUUCUCCAAGGUUCAAGAGUUCAACUGCUAUCUCAGAAGCAAACUAUACAAUAUCUAAUGAAUUAAGCCGUGGUCUUUGUGGGAAUAGUAACAAUAGUAGUGCUGGUAGCAAUCUGAUGCCAAAUCUUCAAAAUGCCUGGAAUUUUCAAAUUCCAUCCACACAUUCUAUGCCAUUACCAUCCUCUAUUAAAGAUUAUGAUCAAAAAUCUACAGGCAAUUCAUUAGCUAACGGUGGUUCAUCUCAUCUACCUACAUAUUCCAACUCUUGUAACUUCACAUCAACAAAUGAAGCGAUAAAUCAUCGUGAACUGUCAGCACCUCAACUAAUCGACUCUAAGCAUUUCAUUCCAACAGGUCAUCUACCUGGGACAAGUAUAACUACUUCAACAAAUCAGAUUAUGGAUCCUAAUAGUAUAUAUUAUGGUAUACCAGACUUUUUAGUUGCUGCACUGAGUACACUAACCUCCAGUGCAUCAUCACCUUAUUCUUGUAUACCUGAAGCUUUUAGAUCAUAUAUGCAUCAGCAGCAUUCCUCGACGCUUUCAAUGAAUUCACCAUUGGUUAACUUUUCACGUGCUACGGACAAUAAUAAUACUACUACUAAUAAUAGUCCAAUGAUUAAUAUUCCUAAGGCGCAUAAUUCAUCCACAACGUUAAACACAUCAAUUCCUUCUAAUUCUUCAUCUUCACCAUGUACACCAUUAUUGGAUGGAGUUAACAAUCCACGAUUUUUUAAUCCACAAUUAUUUCAAAAUUUAGGAUCUAAUCUUCCUGUACGAAAUUUUGCAUCACCUAAUAUGCCUUUACUUCCUGAAAGAUUAGACCCAUUGAAACUUUCUGCAGCUUAUUUGAUGCAGUAUACGAAUCCAGGUACACAGUUAUCCUCAUCGUCAUCAACAUUUGGUGGUAGUCAGUUUCCUUAAUUUUAUUCAGUCUACGAAGUAGUUCACUUUUGGUUUCCCAUAUAUUUUAUGUCACAGAUUUGUCUUUCAGUAAUUAUAAUACUUUAUACAAUAUACAUAUAUACCUACUAAUAAACUCUCUAUACCAGACAUAGUAAUGGAUAUCUUUGUUUGUUUCCGUUCCUCUCCCUUUUCCUGUGAGGAAGUAAUCCUAGCAUCUGUUGUAAAUCAAAUAUUUUCCAUGUAUGUGCACUUCAACUAAAUAUACAAAAGAUGUGAACAAGAAAGAAAUUCUUGUUGUGACCUACAACUUAGAGUGUAGAAUCUGAAUAAAUACCACAAUAGUUUGAUCAAGAUUAGCUAUUUGUUUAUAACUAGUCCAGUGUAGAGAAGAAAGUGUAUUCCUUUCUUGCUGUUACUAACUCGGCUUCACUUCUUUUUGUUUAUUAAGUUGUGACUUUAUAAUUCUUUCUUGCUGGUUCUCUUUGACUACUGUUAUUUUUAUCAUCAACAUCAUCAUCGUUACUGUGUGUUUCUUCUCUUCAGAAAAACUCGAAUGAAAUGUUUUCUUUCAUACAUGUCUAUGGCCUUGACACUCACAUAUAUUUGUUUAUUUCAUAGUAAGCAAAUGCAUCUUAUAUAUAUAUAACAGAAUAUACUUGUAAAAUACAAUCUUCUGCCAACGUGUGUACAAUAUGCUUUGUUCCACUUCAUAUAUUGCUCUGUUUUGUUUUGCUUUGAGCGCCUAUUUGUUUAAUCAAUUUCUAUGCACAAGGAUAUGUCAUAGAUAAAGUUGCGUCCUAUUGUUUACCUAAUCCGUGGGAGAAAUGCAUCUUAGUUCUGUUUGUUGAGGAAAAGACCACAUAAAAGUGGAUACAACUAUGCAUGUAUAUGUGUUUCUUUGAUAAAAUGGAAUCAGACAAACAAUAUUCAUCAGAAAAAAAAUGUAAUAACUGAUCUGAUUUUAUUCAGUUUCAGCAUUUAAAAUGCCUUUUUUUCUGUGUGUAGUACAUUCUCCUUCUCACAAUCUGUUGUGAAAUCAUCUCACAAUUAUUCUUACUACACACAGACAUAUACGCAUCAAUUCGAAAGUGUACAGACAUGCACACGUACACAUAUGUAUCGAUCAAAUUAUUAUGCAUAUCCUAGUCCAUGUGUAUGAUGACAAUUCUUCUUCUCAAUGGAUUGGAUGCAGUGACAGGUACAAUACGGACACAUAAGUAAGCAGACAGACAUGUAAAAUCCCCCAAUAAUUAGGCUUUUUUCCCUUUAUCGUUACCCCAAUUCCUCGUAACGCUUUCUAUGUUUUAGUUAUUAUUUUCACUGCACAAGUUUUUCUUCUGUAGCUUGUUAAGGCGUGAACAAUUGUAUUCACAUAUACUUAUUUAUUUACUGUUACAUUUUUAUUAUUCAUUCAUUCACUAACUUAUAAUAUUUUUGAGUGACCUUUAAAUUUUCAGCUGGGAUUAGUGAUCUAUUUAGUCUCUUUCGUCUCUCUUUUCUACGUUUAUCAUAUUUACACACAAACAUGUAUGCGUGUGUGUGUAGUGAGUGCAUGUAUGUGUAUGAUAUGUAUCAAACAUUAUUUAAUUGUUACUAUGGUGAUUCUCAACAGUCGAUUUCACUCUUACAGUUUCUUUUUCUCUCUUCGUUUUCUAUAAUGUUAAAAAGUUCACACAAAAGAAACAGCAAUAAAAUUUCAUAGUCUUC
This is a messenger RNA of Heterobilharzia americana, 6694 nucleotides long. The record is from the annotation of a GenBank genome assembly. NCBI's taxonomy places the organism in Eukaryota, Metazoa, Platyhelminthes, Trematoda, Strigeidida, Schistosomatidae.